Molecule: messenger RNA, 1938 nt
Organism: Zootermopsis nevadensis
Lineage: Eukaryota; Metazoa; Arthropoda; Insecta; Blattodea; Termopsidae
Gene: Xpac
Product: DNA repair protein complementing XP-A cells homolog Xpac
Biological process (GO): nucleotide-excision repair involved in interstrand cross-link repair; nucleotide-excision repair, DNA damage recognition; UV-damage excision repair
Cellular component (GO): nucleotide-excision repair factor 1 complex
Molecular function (GO): damaged DNA binding
Source: RefSeq, a predicted model, not a curated record
UCGUAAUUCAUCUGUGCUUUACUUAAUGCUCAUGUAUGAAAACCGAUUGUUUGUCAAUAGAGGACAAAGAUCUUUGUGCAUGGUUUCUAUAUUAUCUCUCGUUAGAAGUGUUGUUAACGCUACUCAGCAAAUUUCAAGAAGGAAUAAAAGGAACUUGAAGUAUAAUGAUAUGUCAUGUGAAAUUCCCACAAACACGCAUAUUAAAUCCUCACUAAAGUAUAAUUUGAGGUUUUGGUUGGUAAUGUUUAUUGUGUGUAGGAGAAACUUGGGUAUAAUUUGAGGUUAUGGUUAAUGAUGUCUAAAAUGAACGACAUUCAUACUACAGAAGAAAAUUCGAGAGCAAAUAACGUACAAAUGAGCAGCAGGGAUAAUUCUACAAUUGAGAAUAAUACUUUAACAGUGGCCCAAAAGGCAAGAAUUGAAAGAAAUAGACAAACUGCAUUGCUUUUAAAACAAGCUAGGCUUAUACCGCAUCCUUAUGCUAAAAUAAAUACGGCCGAUUCCGUGGAGAAGAGCGUGAUUAAGGUCCAGGGUAGUAAGUUCAUAGAUACUGGUGGUGGAUUUUUGCUGGAGGAAAUAGUUGGAGAAGACCAAGAUGGUGAACCGAUCAAACUCACAGCUGAACCAGCACCCAUUAUGGAACCUGACCGACCUAUCUGCAAGGAGUGCAAGGAAGAGUUUGAUGAUUCUUACCUCUUCCAGAACUUCGAUCAUCCAGUGUGUGACAGCUGCAGGGACAAUGAAGAGCUGCACAGACUCAUCACAAAAACAGAUGCUAAGAAUGUUUACCUGCUGAAAGAUUGUGAUCUGGAGAAACGAGAUCCGCCACUCAAGUUUAUCAUGAAAAAGAAUCCUCACAACAUGCGCUGGGGGAACAUGAAGCUGUACCUGGAACUGCAGGUGGAACAUCGUGCGCUAGAGGUGUGGGGAUCAGAAGAAGAGCUGGAGGCAGAACGAGAACGGAGGGAAGAAGAACGGGCAAAAUCCAAAGCAAAGAAAUAUAACAAGCAGCUGAAAGCAUUACGUAUGUCGGUGCGAAGUAGUCUCUACGAUCAUACCAACAAAUCAUCACACGAGCACCAGUUCGGACCAGAGUCUUACAAUGAAGCGGAUGAUAUGUACACUCACACCUGCACUACUUGCGACUACACAGAGACAUUUGAGAAGAUGUGAAAAGCUAUGACCAGAUAAAUCCUUUCCUGUGUUUGCAUCUUCGUUCUUCAACACUGAAAGAGACUGUAGUUUUUCAGUGAACACCCUUUAUCGUCUUGCCUUCCUUUAGUGGAAAUUCUUAGAAUUAUUGUAUUUCCUUGACUUUAAGACACUGCUGAUUGUGGGGCACAUCCUUGAUUUAAUACCAAGUUUUCAGGAACAAAAAUGAUAUGUCGAUUCAUGGACGCUAUCAUACGUAAUACACACCCUGAUUUAGAAAAUUUUAAAAUGUGAAAAAGUGCAUCUUAAAAUCAAGGAAAUACAGUAAUAAACAUACAUGUCAAAAUUGGAUAUUUGAGAAAUGGUGGCAGAAGAUGAAGUCUAUGUUUUUCGUACAAAGAACAAGUUUCUGAACCAUAACAUGGUAUUUCCAAGGGAUGCCCAAACUGGAUGUGACCCAGAUUGUCUCAUUGAGGAGGGUACAUUAAAAUUCCUUUACAUUUCUCGGUUAUUUUCACUUAAGAGAAAGCUUUAACAAUCCAUUUUAUUAUAUUUUCCUUUAUAAACAAGAAAUUUUGUACAGAACAGUUCUGGCAGUAGGAAACUCGGGACAGAGAAUGAUAAUCUUGUUCCAAAACUGGCACGGAAGAGUGAGAGGUGGUGGUAGAAGGGCAAAGAAUUUUAACUUCGAUCAUGUGUGUAUAUAUACUAAUAAUUUAAUGAAGAUAAAUGAACUUCUAUAUGUUGUAGAAUGUCUGUGUUCAAUAAAGGUACAGUUAUUAUCAA